Molecule: messenger RNA, 3422 nt
Organism: Dalotia coriaria
Lineage: Eukaryota; Metazoa; Arthropoda; Insecta; Coleoptera; Staphylinidae
Product: protein doublesex-like
Exons: 5
Coding region: 767-1702 (311 amino acids)
Biological process (GO): sex differentiation; regulation of transcription by RNA polymerase II
Cellular component (GO): nucleus
Molecular function (GO): RNA polymerase II cis-regulatory region sequence-specific DNA binding; DNA-binding transcription factor activity, RNA polymerase II-specific
Source: RefSeq, a predicted model, not a curated record
GGUGCAACGACGGGCGCACACUGCACACACGCCAAUUCACUUCGCUGCGGCCUCGCAAGACUGGCAGUUGAAUUUCGUCCUGACAGAAGCGUGGAACCGACCAGGCCGAGCAGAGCGCUCCGCAGCACUUCACACACUCGUCGCGCGGUGGUUUGCCUUUAGGUACUUUCGUCCGACGGUUUCGCACCGUGCAAAUUGCGAGCAGUUUUUGUGCUUGUAUCAUGCGAGCGGCGAUUGCAUGCAAUCCGUCAAUCAAUUGAACACAAAUCGGACGCACGCUCUCGCAGGAGCAGCACACCGCAAACCCCUGGAAGGAACGCAACCAGUUGUUACACCAUCAAUUCUGAGAUUCGCGCGCGUGGUGUUGUGGUAAAUUGUUGUCUAGGGCCUAUAGUGCUAUAGUGCUUUUGUGCUUUUAGGGCAAAAGCGAAGCGCUCCGCGGAAAACUUUCGUCUAACCUGUUGCGCGCGUACUGAAUCCCCGACAUCGGUAGUGGAUCGUGCUUCUCGGGUCGUUGGCGGCGGCGGCGGCGGCAAGCUACCCACACACCAGUUACAUUGUGUUACACUUUUGGUCUGGUGUGAAUGUGUGCAGUUGCAUCUCACACCGCGUGUUGCGUGUGUAUAAGUUGGUGCCAGUAGCCGUCGCUUCAGUGAUCAUAAUUCAUCGCCACGUGUGUGCAUUCGGGAAGUGACUUAACACAACUCUACUAAAAUAUACAUUGUGACAUUGAUCAUAUCAAGUGUUAGAAAACAAUAAACUAAAAAUGUCCGAUUCGCAAUCAGAAUACGACUCAAAGAUGGCCGUGGUAAAUGCUUCAUCCACCUCUGCAUCUCGACGCACACCACCAAACUGCGCACGUUGUCGAAACCAUCGAUUGAAGAUCCCACUGAAGAGUCACAAGCGUUUCUGCAAGUUCCGCUCCUGCAAGUGCGAGAAAUGUAAACUCACCUCUGAACGUCAGCGCGUGAUGGCAAUGCAGACAGCAUUACGACGCGCACAACAACAAGACGAACAGAUGAUGAAAACCAGUAGCAAUUUCAUGCCGAAAAGUCCGUCGCCGAUUCAUCAUUCGCAACACCCGCUCCUCGGCAACAACGGUAGCAGUCCGAGCGCUGGUGGCGGCGGCGGCGGCAGUGCAGGAGCUCCCAUAGAACGAAGCAUCGACUGUGACUCACCCGCCUCCUCGCAGUGCUCCACUACGCAAGCCGUCUCUGAUAAAGUCAACGGCGAAGUCGUUGCCAUUUCAUCCACCAGCAUCAAAUCAGUGGUUUGUACUGACCUUUUGGAAGACUGUCAGCGACUCUUGGAAAAGUUUCGGUAUCCAUGGGAGAUGAUGCCUUUGAUGUAUGCGAUAUUGAAGGAUUCCAAUGGAGACCUGGAGGAGGCGACAAAGCGAAUCGACGACGGCAAACGCGUGGUGAUCGAAUACUCAAGAAUUUACAACCUCAACAUGUACGACGGCGUCGAACUACGAAACUCCUCGCCAAACAUAGAAUUGCCGUAUAUGGCGGCAUUGGUGCGCUACUAUCCGCGUCUAGACAUGGACACCUUCAAUCAGAUGAAAGCUCGCAUGAAGAUGUACCAGCACACCGGUUACAUGGCACCUGGGUUCAUCGAGCCGUUCAACGAGCCAAUCACCAACCUUCAAUUUGCACCACUUCUCACUACCACAUCCUUGCGACCACGGAGCCGAUGCUGAAUUUGAUGGCCGACUGGAUAUCAAUCAACUUCCGACGCACAACUUACUCGUCAGCUCGGCGCGUCGACCAGGAAGCGCUUAAGCAAAAUCCGAUGCCAUCGGAAGUUGUACUAAUUGUUAAUAAUUUUAGCGAUUUAUCACUAGUUAUGUUCCGUUUAUUAAUAAGGUUACAAAUUGGUUGCGUCGACUUGAAAUUUCUUCAAUCGCAGUAUCGUGUUCUCUAGUGUGAUUUCAAAACGUCUUCUAAAAAUCAAGUGUCGUUCAAAAUUGAUCUAGUUUUUUACAUUAAAUGUAAUCAAGAUAUUUUGCAAAUUCGUGAAGACAUAAAACCUUCAGUUCUGAUUUAUCCAAACAAUACUAAUGAUAAAUGAAAGUCCUAUCUACAUUACAAGCAUCAUAAUAUUAAAAUAUGUGCAUGUAUGAUAAACAUGUAACAUUUUCUUAAUUAUAUCUUAAAUAUACAAGAAAACUAUAAAAUGUUAUUUAUUAUUAUGUAAUUUUUAUUUAUGAAUUGAUUAAGAUAGUGUUUUUCAUGAACCGUUAAAACUUUGUCACUGUUGACUUAAGAAUACACUGUAGAUGUUACAAACGUUUUAAAAGAGUAGCCACCAUAAGAUAAGAUAAUAUGUAAAUACUGUGUCCGUCUUUAACAAAUUAUAAUCUAAAGGAACUUCAACAUUCGUCCAAAUCUGGCUUGUAUCUAGAAUGUUAAUUAAUAACGUAAUCUACAUGUAUACUGCUCUGCAAAAUUUAAUAUGAUGAUUUACUCUUUUUAUAAAAUCGUAGAUGAAAAGACGUUUUGCGCAACAGAUUCUUAUUUUUAACUCUGUUUGGAACUUCACGUUGGCAACACAAAUAUAUAUGCACCAGAGUGCCGUCUCGUUUGUCACUCAAAUUGUUCACGCUUUGUUGAGCGAAGUUGGCCACAAUUCAGCAAUACAAUUCAAAAUUUCUAUGUACUAAAGUACUGCUCGUACAGUUACAGUUUUAAUUUAGUUAUAGAGUAAUGAAAUAUUAUGCCAAAUAAAUGUUCUACUUAUACUAAUUAUAUUGCUAGGCACAACUGCGUGUGACAUGGAUUGAAAUGAAAUGAAAAUGAAACCUAAAAAUGCAAAUGUUAAAGUUUGAAUAUUUGUGGUACAAACCAAUGAUAAAACUAAAACAAUGCACACACAAGACAAACACAACUUACUUUGUACUUUAUUGUUCGAAAAUUGUUUGCGAAGCGAUUGUAAUUGUAUCAAACUUCUUGUAACUAUUACAUUACCUUAAAACUACUUUAGUAAUAAUAAUAUUGAUAUUAAUAGCUUACAAACAAACCUUUACACGAUUUAUUGUCGCGAUGAUGAUCGUUAGUCUUUUUAGGAACUUGUGAUAUGAUGGUGAUUCUUCUUUGGCGAACUGGCAUAUUAAACCCAUUGUGAAGGUUUAAAGCAUGUAAAUUCGGGAGUAUUCCUUGCAAUACGAACGGUGCUGCUUGGUGAUCACAUAGUGUUAAGCUAUGAAAAGUGAAAAGAAAGUCAUUUCUCUCAUCCGAAACGAAUUUAUUAGAUUGUAAGCAACUCAAGCAAACUGAAAUAUAAAGAACUGUAAGGAUUUAUAAACACAUAUAAAUAUAUACAUAAUAUCUAGUUAUCGAUAAACGGAAUAAGUGAUGUGGUUGCAAGAAGCAAGGAAUGUAGAGAUUAGAAAAUAAAUGCUGAGUGUUUUAUUAAUUGAA